AUGGCUCGAGGCGAUAUUCGCCUAGUUUGCGGAGACCGAUGUAUGCUUAAUCUUACAAAAUCAACCCAAUUUAUCACUGAUAUUUGUGUAGUGAUGGAUGGAGAUAACGCACCUGACACCAGUGAAACGAGUGCUGUUGAGAGCUAUUUGGAGUAUCAAGAUGGGUUUAUUAGCUCUGAGCGUCAAACACCUUCAGGAGACAGCUCAGACGCUGGCACGUUUCUCUUCCACCCAGACAAUGAUGAUUUCGAUGAGAAUGAUCAGCGUCAAACACCUUCAAGAGACAGCUCAGACGCUGGCACGUUUCUCUUCCACCCAGACAAUGAUGAUUUCGAUGAGAAUGAUCAGGUCAGACUUUCCAUUUUCGCAGAGAAAACUCCCAUUGUUAAAGGUUUCCUCACUUUUUUUGUGGAACUAUUUAUUCUUCAAUAG
Messenger RNA from Strongylus vulgaris, 432 nucleotides. NCBI's taxonomy places the organism in Eukaryota, Metazoa, Nematoda, Chromadorea, Rhabditida, Strongylidae. The record is from the annotation of a GenBank genome assembly.